Annulohypoxylon truncatum is the source of this 3362-nucleotide messenger RNA. RefSeq names its product TRF2-interacting telomeric protein/Rap1 C terminal domain-containing protein. Gene Ontology annotation, cellular component: shelterin complex. Gene Ontology annotation, biological process: regulation of DNA-templated transcription; telomere maintenance via telomere lengthening. Gene Ontology annotation, molecular function: protein binding; telomeric repeat DNA binding. Bases 418 to 3003 code for a protein of 861 amino acids. The record is from RefSeq and is a predicted model, not a curated record. The transcript has 4 exons. Lineage: Eukaryota; Fungi; Ascomycota; Sordariomycetes; Xylariales; Hypoxylaceae.
GUCGCAUAAAACUUUAUUCACGAGACUUUAAUUAUAAACUCCCAAGGUUGUGCCUGAUCUCUUUUUUUAACAACAAUAAAAGGGAAUACUCACCCAGAAACUCGCUUUACCACUUUACAUCACUUUUCCGAGAUUACGCUUAUGGAUUAUGAGAAGACGCGCCCAACGCCACCUUACAUGAAUGAUUUCAAGAAUCUCAAGGAUCCCACAUCCGAUUGUUGCUAAACUCCUGAGUAAUUAUCGGCACCCACAACACACCGAGAAACCACUAGAUUUCCGCAUAUAGCCGUUCAUAACUUAGCUACAUAAGUUGAUCCGACUAAUUUGUACUCUGAUUGUCGACUUUGUUAUCCAUUUUAGGGCUUAAUUUGGUUGUGAAGUUUACCUUAGGGUUAACUGAGGGUUAGGGUUAGCAAAAUGGCUGCCCCUAUUGUUUACGAAGGGGCCCUCGCCCCCAAAGAACAUCUUCAAAAUGGACUGUUCAAGAACAUAAAAUUCUGGGUAGCGCAGCGUGUUCCCAUGAGGCUUACCUGGAUCCAAAAUAUUCAAGACAAUGGCGGCAAAGUCAUUCAACUGGAGAAGGAUGCAGAUAUGCUGAUUGCAGAUCAUCUAAAGAAGAAUAACCCGCCUGGGUCGUAUUCUUACGAAUGGAUCCGGGAUUCUCUCAAAGCUGGCGCUCUCCAGCCUCGGGAAGGCUACCUAUGUGCGCCUGCUAAGCAGUCUAAACCUACUAGUUCAGCUGUACCUCGGAAGGGUACAAGGGCAGCUUUCACACCCGAGGAUGACAAGAUUCUCACAAAUUGGGUUAUGAAAAAGGAGCUAGAAGGCGAGUCCUUAAGUGGGCUUCAGAUAUAUAAAGAACUCGAAGAAAAGCAUUCAAACCAUACAUAUCAAUCGUGGCAGGCCCGCUGGGUCAAGAAACUGCAAUACCUUCCUCGGCCUGAAUUGAUCGAUGAAGAACCACCUACUCCCCCAAACAAACAAACCGCAGAGCACUACGCACCUUCAUCUCCAUCUAUACCGAGGACACCAGCUCCCCCAAGAGUGGGCCAGCGACCUACUCGGAAUCCUACGUCUCGGAGUCCUCGGACUCGCGCAAAGUUUACUGAAGAGGAUGAUAGGAUACUAAUCCAGCACAUUCAGCAAUGCGUACUUCACAACAAGGCAAUCAAAGGAAUUACGAUUUUUCGUGAUUUGGCUAAUGAUUUCCCACAACAUACGGAGCAAUCCUGGAGGGACCGCUGGGUUAAACAACUUGCGCCAAAAUACGAGGAUGAUAUUGUUCACUGGAGAUCCGAAACUACACGAGAGGAAACGCCAGAAAUCCAAACAUCUCCAGUACAGGAAACUACAAAUAUCACGACGAACACGCCCCAGAAGUUACAUACAAGAGGCAAAGAACCGGCCCAAUCUGUCAUCUCAAGGGGCGAUGAUGAGGUUGGUGACGAAGGUGCAAGUCUGGAGCGGGAUUCCCCUUCUGAAUUUCAGGCGAGACCCGAAGCUCCAACAGAUGAACCUUCAGAUGCAUCUAGUGACAUGGACCAAUCAUUCACCGGUGAAUUCACCACGAAAGAGGAAUUUCGUCGUUGUUAUAAGACCUUCAUGGAAGCUCAAGACCAUAUAUUUGUUCCUUUCCUCACUAUAAAAGGAAUUACAUUCGAGCCUUGGGACCUGUGGGAAGCUGUCGCCUCUCAGAAGAUGGAACCUGAAGAGCGUGAUUGGCAACAAAUUGCUGAAAAGCUUGGCUUUAACUGGGUUCAACAUGAAAAUGUUCACGAUGAGCUUCGUGUAUGCUACGAGAAACAUCUUUCCCUGUUCGAGGAGUUCUGGAAGAACUAUCAGGAGGAAGAGGAAGAGGAAGAGGAAGAGGAAGUAGAAGAUGAAGAAGAUCAGGAUCUGGAAGAACAUCUACCUUCGUCGCCACCGGUAAUUUCCUCUUUAAAGCGAUCAUUAGAUGCCCGCCAGGUUUCUUCCGACUACGCAUAUCCGCAAUCUUCGCCCAAGCGACGAAGGCUCAAUAAAAAUGCAGAAAUUCCGUCGACCCCUGAUCACGUCAAUGGAACCUCCAGUCUACGCCACCAACCUGCCGUUGAAGUGACGCCUAGCGCUCGUCGCUCAGCACAACGCUUUGCAGAUGGCGGAGAUGAAGAGGACGAAUCCCGAGAUACGCUGAACGAACUCCCUGCAAUACGGGGUGUACGGAAAAAGGUUCUAGAGCCGGAAACACAGGAUUUUAGAUUUGAUCCAGAAACUCAAAAUAUCAUGUUCGACACGCAAGGCGAUAUGGAGAUAGAAUCGCAGUUUAGCAUCACGCCAUCGCAGCAACUACGCCAAGAAUCCGAUGCCGUAUCUCCAGAUAUCGCAAACGCUUCCCCUACUCCUAAAGCCAGGAACAGGAACGCCACUCAAGGAAGUCCUACUCCAAGAAGGUCGAUUCGGAAUCCCUUCCAAGAGGACUCUGAAGGGGAGACGUCAGCACCUGCUACUGACAGUCAUAUUGAUGAGGCCACCAAGAAUACGGCUGCUGCUGGUAAAGCGAAACGUCGAUCUCUACCAGAGUCAUUUUCUCUCAAGCCAUCUCCCACUGUUAAUUCUACGUCAGUGCGCCUUAGAACACAAGCUCAGUCCCAUUCUCCAGAAUCACCGCGGCCAGCACAUCGCCCGAUACCCGCAAAAGAAACUCCAGAUGAUGUUAUCGAUCGGUUUUGUUCGCUUGGCUACCCGAGGAACAUAGUCCUCUUAGCGCUACGGGCCACGACCUGGCGCCUUGGUGACGCGGGCCAGGUUAUGGAGAUGCUAAAACGAGGAGAAGAGUUGCCGCAGAGGACACACGGAGUUUGGACGCAGCGAGAUGACGAUGCCUUGAAGUUAGUGACUUCGGACGAACCGCCGAAAGACGAGAAGGAGAAAAGAAAGCGUGCUAGGAUGCAAAAACGGCUAGAGGAAAAGCACGGUCCAGAGUUAAUGGAGCUUCGAUAUAAGUAUCUAUGGGGGGUUGUAUGAGAUGGUGGCAAGCGUACACAGUGUAGCGAAGAUGAAUUCUAGUAUCCUUGAUUGCUAUGGCUCAUCAAAAUCAGCAUCCUGCUCAUUCAUACUGUGCCCCCGCAUGUCUUCAUCAUGGAAUUACACCGUACCUAUGACAACAUGCAUUCGAUGAAAAAGUACUAUAUAUAUGGCGUAUUGUGCUUCUAUAAGGACGACUCAUGAAGUUCAAGGCAUACCCAGCGCCAUUGUAAACCCCGUUUACACCUCAUGUAUCAUAUAUAUCUUUCCAGACCACAUGUCUAAGUCUUCGCUGCCAGGUUUACUACUCUUAAUACUUGUGUAGUCGUAGACAUUUUUCUAGCUUUAAAAUUGAGUGG